GAUCGAAGUAGAUUUUCCACUAGUCUUAGGCUUCUUGUAAUCUUUCACAUGAGGCCUGCUCCUUUCAUGGACAAGAUGGUGUCAAUAUGCAGGAGCCUUGAUGCCACAUUCUCUACAUAUAUGUCUAAACUAGUCUCACCUGGGGUAAAAGCUUGCAUGAAAGAAAGGCGUCCUUUGAACGAGGAAGCUUAUGAAAUUUCUCUUGACCACUAUGGGUGCAUUGAUGGUCCCAAAUCUGGCAGGCUGAGGGUUUUAAGCAAUGCACCCAAGCUCUUCAUUGGCUUGAGUUUCUAUUUUACUGGUGAUUUUCCAUCGGCUUAUGAGGAGGAUCUUCAAGAUUUGGUCAAAGCUGCGGGAGGUACCAUAUUAGAGAAGGACGAAUUCCCAGCACCUAGUUGUAAUGACCAGACUGCACCAAAGGUGCUGGUUGUAUACAAUCUCGAUUCUCCUGGAGGAUGCAAAGUGGGGGUGGAGGUUUUAAUUCUCUGGCAAAGAUUAAAUGAGGCAGAGGGAAUAGCUGCAAAGGUUGGAGCCCAAGUCAUUGGUCAUACAUGGCUUGUGGAAUCCAUUGCAGCGGGUAACUUGCAACAUUUUGUCAGCUGCUAACCUUGAUUUUAAUCUAUAUUUUGUGCUGAUUCAAGGCAUAGUUAUUUAUUUAAAUGAUUAAUCUAAUCCUAUACGUGAAGUUGGCCCUUGUACAAUACAAACUGAAGCUAAUCUGAAUAGUUAAUUUACAUUUCCUAGGCUAUCUGUAGUGGGCUCCCAACUUCAUUGGAUGGCUCAAGAAAAAUAUGCUUAUCCUACAAAUAAGCACAUCUACUGCAAGUCUCUACUUGAUCAGUCGACUGCAGAUGAUUUAUUUGUAAUACUACUGAAUCUUCAA
This is a messenger RNA of Cucurbita maxima (winter squash), 883 nucleotides long. RefSeq names its product BRCA1-associated RING domain protein 1-like. The record is from RefSeq and is a predicted model, not a curated record. Gene Ontology annotation, cellular component: BRCA1-BARD1 complex; plasma membrane; BRCA1-A complex. Gene Ontology annotation, biological process: negative regulation of fatty acid biosynthetic process; positive regulation of transcription by RNA polymerase II; double-strand break repair via homologous recombination. Bases 49 to 606 code for a protein of 185 amino acids. The transcript is spliced from 4 exons. Gene Ontology annotation, molecular function: ubiquitin-protein transferase activity. NCBI's taxonomy places the organism in Eukaryota, Viridiplantae, Streptophyta, Magnoliopsida, Cucurbitales, Cucurbitaceae.